This is a messenger RNA of Iphiclides podalirius (scarce swallowtail), 4596 nucleotides long. The record is from the annotation of a GenBank genome assembly. NCBI's taxonomy places the organism in Eukaryota, Metazoa, Arthropoda, Insecta, Lepidoptera, Papilionidae.
AUGACGUUACGAUUUAAUAAUGCAGUCGAUCGCUCCGUCAUAACGGCGCAGUGCGAGUAUGACUUGAAGACAGUGACGAAGCGGCUCAUCGCGCAGGCUAAGCGGAAGGGCUCCCCAGACAAUAUCUCAAUAAUCGUGGUCUUCCUGAAGGACCCGCGUGACAUCGUAGCCGACACCUGCCCGCCCAUGGAUCUUGGGCUGGAGAGCGCGCUGUCGAACGCGUCGCCGUACGCCGCCGAGGCGGACGUCCGUAAGCCGGACGCCGUGGCGGUGGGGUUGGGCGCGGAGGGCGGCGUCGACCCCGACGCGGAGGGCGACGCCGACAACGGCGUGUCCGACAGCGACAGCGAGGACCUCGGCCCCGAGACCGCGGUGGACGUCGACGACGCGGACGCCGCCGACGCAGAGGUGCGACGCCACGAGCCCGCGCCGCCGACGCCCCCCGCGCACGCCGUUUACGUGGAGGCGGGCCACGUCGACGGCGUUCUGGUGGAUAAUGUAGCUGAGAGUGGCGAGGACUCCGAGGACGAGUGGAAUUAUUACAAAGGCGAAGGUGAACCUGAACGCGACGAGCACAACCCUAGCGAGGAGGCCGACGAGCCACCGCGCUCUGAUACACCCUGUCAAGAUAAUUCGGCUUGGGAAAGUAGCUCAGUAGACAUGAACAGUUCACCGCUUAAUCCGGAUGCCCCAGUCUUUGUGCCAGGAGGGGUGGCAGGUUCUGAUGUGUUACUAGCUGAAUCACCACGCAAACCACUGCCUAUGGAUGACAUUGAGCUACCUGAUGUAGCUCAGUUCCAGACUGAAGCAGUCAUCAGGCCGGCUGAAUUAUUGGACAUGGAUAAUUCUGAUCAACUCAAUGGUCAUCAUAAUGUUUCAUUAGAUGGUGCAACCGAGCAGAUAAAUGGAAAUGGUAAAUGUAAUAUGGACAGUUUAGGAUUUGGUUUCAAUGUUGAUGUUGAAUCUGAUAAGAUGAAAGAUACUAGCUUGAUACAAGAAUUUGAAAGAAUACAGAAAGACACAACAGAUUAUUGUGAUAUACAGGUAUUCCAAGCACAUACUGAAACAAAUCCCUUUGAUGAUCGAGACGAUGAACUAUUUGAAAGACUGAAGAAUAAAGAAAGAGAUCCAAUGAGCAUGAGCUUUUAUCAGGAAAAAGAUGAUGAUACCUGUGAAAGAUUUGGUAGAAGUGAGGAUCACAUUGAUCUUAAUGCUGUUCAACCUUUACCAGAUAGUGACGAUGAAGACAUACAACCAAACGGAGCCUGUGGUGAUUUAAUUGAGAAUGAUAAGGAAAAUAUCUCUCCAGAGAAAAAUCCUGAUGAAUUAGAAAUUGAAGGCAUUCAGGUCCCAAAUAAUGAUAUAUUGAAAUUUGAUGAUCGGAUGGACAAUUUGGCAUGUAAUCUGAACAGUGUCGACAAUUUCAUGGAUUAUGAAAUGAAUAAUACCAAUAUGCAAUCUUAUUCCAAUGUUGAAUUUGAGUGUAGUAACAUUCCACAAGAUGUAAUGCAGACUGAUACACCUGAAUCUCACAAGUUACUCUUUGAACAAAUUCCUGAAAUUCCCGAUGGGAAAAGUUCGGAGCUAGGUUUCGUCAAUGACGAUUUACAAGACCGAUCAGAAAGCGAGAAAGAUAUAAGAGUUAUCACACCACAAGAUGAUAUAUCACAAGAUAUUGAAAUGGAAGAGAAAAUUGAGGAGUCACCUGUUACCCCAGAACUUCUUACAGAUAUUAAAGAUGAUUUGCAAAGGGAAAAGGAUGUGAAAUCUAUGAGUGAUGUUCCUAAUGAAAAUACAAAAGAAAUUGAGCGUGAAUCUGAAUUUAUCAGAAAAUUGGAUAGAUCUGAUUCUAGUGAGCCACAUGAAUCUUCAGAAGUAAAUAAUCAAACUGAGGUGAUUAUGCAUGAAGUACCUCAUGAUAUAAAACAAACCAUCAGAGCUGAAGAAGAAUUGGAACAAGCAAAAGAAAACGAUGCUCUUGAAAAUGAAGUUAUUCCUGCUUCUAAUUUGAUCGAAAGUGAUAAUACGAAAGAAACACCAGAAAUUCGGCUUGACACUGAAUUUAUAUCCACAGAAGACCAGGAAAAUAUUAUUUCAAAUUCUACAUCACUACCCGAUUCCCCAGUGGCAUCGCCACUUCCUGCAGAAUCCCAGAUGCUAGGCGACCAUGAAGUUUUAUCGUCGUCAGCUUUGGAAACCAAAUCUCCUAUUCCAGCAGAUCUGUUAGAAGAUUCAAGAUCGCCAGUCUCAAUGCAGUCUCCAACACCCUUAGAUUCCAUAAAUGAAAGGGUGUCACCAGUACCACAAGAAGACAGCACUAUACCUCCACGACCCGCUGAAGUUCCACUUCCAAGAGAGUCCCCGUUACCAUCUGAGUCACCCUUACCGCAAGAAAACCGUGAUGUAGCCGAUAUACAUAUUGAUUCUCCCGUACCACCAAAUAUUUCAUCUAUACCAUUAAGUGAGAUAGACACCAAACUGGUUCUAGAGUCUCCUUUGCCUGCAGAGUCUCCCCUGCCUUCAAAGUCUCCUCUGCCUACAGAGUCUUCUCUGCCUGCAGAGUCUCCUCUGCCUGCGAAGUCUCCUCUACCUGGAGAGUCUCCUUUGCCUGCAGAGUCUCCCCUGCCUGCAGAGUCUCCCCUGCCUUCAAAGUCUCCUCUGCCUACAGAGUCUUCUCUGCCUGCAGAGUCUAGUCUACCCGCAGAGUCUCCUCUGCCUGCGAAGUCUUCUUUGCCUGCAGAGUCUCCUCUGCCUGCUGAGUCUCCUCUGCCUGCUGAGUCUCCUCUGCCUGUUGAGUCUCCUCUGCCUGCUGAGUCUCCUGCACAAGAUUCUAUCGUCAGUGAGUCGACGUUACCAAUUGAGGAUGCGCAGACAGAGUCUCCAUUGCCUCAAGAAUUAGAACAAAAAUCGUCCGUUCCCGAUGAAAUAUCGCAACCAACGGAAAUAAUAGAAAUUAUUGAAAGUUCUGUUACAGAAGAAACAAAGUUAGGGUCUGAAUCAGUUCCGCAAAUUGUAACAGUUCCUACAAUUGAGUCUGUAAAUCGACUGGAAAGUACGCCUGUCUCGGCCGAAUUACCAUCGGACAAUUUAAUACCGACGGAAGCCAUGACUAGCGCAAUAUCUCCUGAGCCUGCUAUGUCACUAGCCCCUGCCGUCUCACCUAUGCCAUCGUCUGUGGACACUGAAGAAAUUAGGCAACCCGCAGAUGCGACAUGUGAAUCUAGACUCACGCCGGAGAUUCCACAGGACAUUCCCGUAGAGGUAGUGGAGUCUGAGGUUAUGCCCCAGCUAGAGACUGUGGUUGCCGAUACCACAUCGGGACCUACGCCGGACAUUGUACCUGACGAGCGCGUAGAUUUACAACAAACGCGAACUGAACUUGUGACUGAUAUCGAUAUCGGCAUCCCUGAGUCUAGGGCGCAGGAGAUUUGCGUACCAGUCACCAGCGAAAUUCAAGAAGACGAUGCUGUAGAACCGAGCGCCGCAACUCCCCCUCCCACUCCGGCAGUGGAGCCCUCGCCUCCGGCACCGGCCUCGCUCGAUAUCGCGCCUCUCAGCGAGACUCCCAUCGCCGCCGACACGGGCGUAUUGGCGGCCGCUGCAGCGCUUACUGCCGGCGCCGCCACCGCCGCCACUGCCGCCGCCGUCGCCUCGGCAAAGACAAAGACUCCGGCCGCGAAGAAAUCUCCGACAACGCCGACGGCGAAAACGCCGAAAUCCGCCGCCAAACCGACCGCAACAACUAGAGCGCCCACGUCUGCCACAAAGAAACCCGCAUCCGCAGCGGCGUCGCCAGCGACCCGGACCCCGACCGCCCCCAAACCGGCCGUUGCCAGGACGUCUUUGAGCGCGAAGCCUUCGACGCCCUCCACGAAAUCCGCCGCCGCCAAACCGAGCACGCCGUCCGCUAAGCCGACGACCUCCGCUUCGAAGCCGGCGGCGCGGCCUUCGCCGGUGCCCGCAAAGGAGGCGCCCGCAGUGGCCAAGGCCGCUCCGGCUGCUCGCACGGCGACCCGCGCCCCCGCCGCCAAGCCGCCGAGCGCAAAGCCCUCGUCCGCCGCGGCGAAGGCGACCGCGGCUGCAAGGAACGCCGCCGCCGCGGCGCCGCGCCCCAUCACUCGACCGGCCUCCAGCCGCCCAGCAGCGCCGCCAAAGGAGGCGAAGCCCAAGGCCGCUGCGCCGAAACCGCUGACCAACGGUGACGUGAAGCCUGCCGCGAAGCCCGCUCCCAAACCGGCGCCCACGGCGCGGCCCGCUCCUCGCGCCGCCGCCCCGCGCCCUGCGCCGCGCUCCACCGCCGCCGCCCCCAAUGCAGCGCCGGCAAAAGCACCUGCGACGCGACCAGCUGCCCGCGCCCCCUUAGAUAAACAGAGCAAGGACCUCGCCAAUAAGCGCAUCACUGCCAAAGCUGCGCCCCCGAGGACUGUCCCCACUAAGGCCCCGACAGGCUUGAAGAGCGCCAAGGCCGGCGUGAAGAAGGCCGAUUCCCCGAAGAAGGAGGCGCGGCCCAACGGGCUGGCGAACGGCGACGCGCUUGCCAAGCCUCCCCCCAGCCCGCCGCCCGCCGACAACGCUCUGCUCCCCGACGUGAUCGCG